Messenger RNA from Colletotrichum orchidophilum, 240 nucleotides. RefSeq lists its product as uncharacterized. The transcript is spliced from 2 exons. The record is from RefSeq and is a predicted model, not a curated record. Bases 1 to 240 code for a protein of 79 amino acids. NCBI's taxonomy places the organism in Eukaryota, Fungi, Ascomycota, Sordariomycetes, Glomerellales, Glomerellaceae.
AUGUAUACAUCUUCGAACCGAGCUACCGUCAACGGGAAUACCCCUCCGACCCAGACUGCAGCCCAGGUCCUGCAACAGAACAGACUCCAACAACACCGAAUCCAGUCCUUCCUCACCGAUGACGAUGGCCCCAAUACUAUGCUUGCUCAGGCCUCCACAUCGGCCGAAGAGUCCAUGGCCAAGCAUCGUGCUCAAGCAUCCCGAAAGAUUGACGACAUUGUUUCCAAGGUCAAGGGUUGA